UAAAGCAGUUUGUUUGCGAUGCGCAACUUCAUAAGUGUAUUUUAAUUAUCGUGAAAGCAUUCUCCUCCCCCUUGGAAAACACACUGAUGGGACCUAAAAAUAAGUUCCUGACGAGCCUCAAAGAAUAAACUUAUCAAUCAGAAUAUUACCAGGGAGUCAUUGAUCACUAAAGCUGUCGCCUACUGCCCGGAAAAGAUUUUUCAGUGUUCAAGCCAGUGUUUAUAAAGGCAACACCAUUGCAGUCUCCUCUGAACGCCAAUGGGAAUUUGAUAUCCUUUCUCCCAAAGUAGCUCGCAGGCAGAGUGCCAUCUAGUGGCUGGAGAGGGCCACAUGUAAUUGGGGGGCCCAUGUACCAUUGGCACACGGGCACAUAUUGGCCAGUCCGACCCUGCUCGCAGCCUCGCAGCUUGAGGUCAUUUAGUGACAGCUAAUCAUAAAACAGCAGGCAAUAUCAACCCUUACAAAGAUCACAAGUGGAGAAACUAGAACAGAACCAGGCAAAUUAACAGAUAUUCCUACUGUGUAUUCUCAAUGGCGCAUGCGUGGUGGACAUGAGAGCGACUUAUUUCUGCGAGGAGGUAUCUCUCGCGACACCGGUGGAGAGAUCAGCUGUUCCACCCAAACAUUGCGGGAGGAGAUCCACAAAUGGCAAAGAUGUUAGCAGCUCAUGGAAAGUGGCUAGGGAAACAUGUGUUGCAGCAGACAGCAGGCUUGGGGAGAGCCACCUCAGUAUGUGGUCUUCAUACCAGCCCAGUUUUUUGCAGGACCUUGGAUGUCAAGAGUGAUGACUACCAGUACAUCCACAAGUCCAAAGUGCCCUCAAUGCAUUUCCAGAAGUCUCUCCUGAGGCUCCCGAUUCCAGAGUUAGACAAGACAUGUGACCGCUACUUGAGGUCACAGAAAGCCAUACUGUCAGACGAAGAAUACCAACGAACAGAGCAGGCAGUGGCUCAGUUUAGAAGUGGACCUGGGCCAGCCUUGCAGUACCAGCUGAAGAACCAGGACAAGGCAAACAAGCACACCAGCUACAUUUCUGGCCCGUGGUUUGACAUGUACCUGAGUGACCGUGCUCCACUCGUCCUGAACUACAACCCCUUCCUUGCCUUAAGUCCUGAGGAGCGGCCUGGCUAUGCAGACCCUUUGAUCCGUGCCACCAAUACCCUGGUGGCAUCACUGAGGAUUAUGCGCACUCUCCGGGAUAAUGUCCUGGAACCGGUCGUGUAUCACCUUAAUCCAGCCAAGAGCGACACCCCACUGUUCCGCAAAGUUACGGGAUGGACCCCCUCUGCCAUCUCCGCAUAUGCUGCUUAUGCAUUCAAGGCCUUCCCUCUAGACAUGUCUCAGUUUGGCAACUUGUUCAACUCGACACGAAUCCCUGAGAUUGGCAAGGACCGCCUCCGCUGUGACCCGAAGGCCAGGCACAUGCUGAUCACCAAAAACGGCCACUUCUAUAUAUUUGAUGUGUUUGACAGAGAUGGUAACAUCCUGUCACCUGAACAUGUUUAUGCAUGUGUGUCCUAUAUCUACAAUGACCCAACUCCCCCACCCCAGCACUCUAUUGCUAUAUUCUCCACGGAGAAUAGGGACACAUGGGCCAAGUGUCGAGCUGAGUUGGUGGAAGCAGGAAAUGAAGGUGUUUUGAAUGCUCUUGAUACAGCUGCUUUCAACAUUGUUUUUGAUAAGGAAGAGGUUGGCAUGGACCCUUACAAGAUGUAUCAUACAUUCCUUCAUGGUGAUGGAGAUAAUAGGUGGUUUGACAAGUCCUUUUCCUUGAUCUUCACGGCUGAUGGUCAACUGGCCCUCAACUUUGAACAUGCUUGGGGUGACGGGGUGGCAGUCAUGAGUUACUUCAACGAGAUGACAAAGGAGCUUGCAAACCGACCCCACAUCCACCCUGACACCAAACCUGCAUCCAUUGAUGCGUCACAGUACGUCAAGAGGCUGGAGUUCACUUUGACCCCAAGUCUGGAGGCAGCCAUCGACAAGGCCCGCCAGCACUAUAAGGCCAACACAAGUGCCCUUCAUGUUAAUGUGUUGGAUUCAAGUAUAUUUGGCAAAAACUUUUGCAAGAAGCACAAAAUAUCUCCAGAUGCUGUCAUGCAGCUGGGAUUUCAGGCAGCGUAUUACCUUCAAAAUGGCCAUGUAGCGGCCACAUACGAGUCCUGCAGCACGGCGGCCUUCAAGCACGGCCGCACAGAAACCGUCCGUCCUGCCACCCUGGAGACCACAGCGUUUGUCAAGGCCAUCGCUCAAGCACAGCCACCAAGCAAUUCUGAACUCAAGAAAAUGUUAAUGGAGUGUUCCAAAGUACACGGCAACCUAACAAAAGAGGCAGCCAUGGGACAAGGGUUUGAUAGACAUCUCUUUGGGUUACGAAAACUGGCUGAGGCUCAGGGUUCCCCACUGCCAGAGCUCUUCACUGACCCGAGUUAUGCCAAGAUCAACCACAUCAUAAUCUCCACUUCCACUCUCCCCUCAGCAGCCAUUAUGUUUGGAGGCUUUGCCCCUGUGGUGAGAGAUGGCUUUGGUGUUGGGUACCAGAUUAAGGAUGACUCUUUGGGUAUUGUUCUUUCCUCGUAUCCCCCGCCCCGUGAUGGCGCCGGCUUUCUUGAGUGUGCUGAGAAGGCGUACAAGCUGAUCCACGACGUGCUCUCAACCUCUUAACGCAGUUUGUCACUCUGCCGUGUCGUCGGGUGUGCUAUGUGAGUUUGUGGAGUGGAUAUGUACCAGAGAAAUCAUAUAUAUUUAUGAUUAGUAAUAUUUACCCAUUGUUAUCUAAAUCUUUUCAUGAAUUUGGUCUUGAAUAUUAGCACAAAUAGCUUGUUAACUUGUAUUUCCCCGCAUGUGAUACUAAAGACACCGACUCAAGGCAGUGGGAGGAUUAGAUGAAAGUGCACAGCAUACAUAGAAAAUUGUUAUAGAAAAUUGUUAGUAGGUUUUAAGUUAUCUCUACCUCACUGAAAACAUUGCAAAUACUUCUGAAACUGCCAAUAAGAGGAAUAGAUUAUUAUAUAAUUUAUUGCUAUUGAACAUUAUUUAUUUGUUUUUAUAUGUACUUAUGAUGAUUUUAUCUCAGUGCCCCCUUGUGCUGGAAGGCAGUUGACACUGAUUUUUUCAUUUGUAGCAGAUUUGAAUUAGCCGCUUAUUUUAAGAGAGCUACCUUUUGAAAGACAGUGUUUCCCACUGGUGCUCCACUUGGAUGUAGUCACAAUCACAGUUAGGGUGAGUUAGCAACACCUUGGAGACCGUGAUCUUUUGGUUCGUUGUAAAAAGGGUGAAGUGCAAGCAGGAUGUGAACUCUGCAUCAUUGUGUUCAUCAUUGCUUACUUACUCAAUAGUGAAUAGUAUUUUUUGUACAUUUCUGUAUGGUAAAAUUUUGUUUUAGAAAGGGUUGCUUGCAAUGUGAUACUUUUCCUCUUUAUGAAUUAUGUGAAUAUUUUGAGAUCUUUCAUAGUCUUAUCAAAAUCCUACUUCAUAAAAUUCAUUAAUUUUUCCUUGAUUUUUUAAAUAAUUAUGACUAAGUCUAUGAAAAUUCAUUCAGCCUGUCCAUCUUGAUCAUGUGUCUUCAGAGAUGGUGUAAUGAAAACUCUGAGACAAGUGAUGUUAGAGAGAGGUCCUGUGAGAUGAAAUGACAGAUGAAUAAACCAAUUCAGGCCGGGCCGGAUUGUGGCGAAGUUCAUAAUUUGUGCCCUUGUUUUUGCAUGGCCCACAUUUUUAAAAAUAUUCUAUUGUUUUUAUUUGUGUCAAACAAUACUUUGCUCUUUUACUUUUUUAUUCGUUUACAAAAGGGCAGUUUCACUGCAGUUCACCAGUGCAGUGUGGUAUUUUUAAGCGUUAAAGAAACACACUGUAGCUGGCCUGGUGUUGAGUGUGGGAUCGACCAUACCUCAGGCAGGACUGAGGUGCAUGUUAACUCUCAGGUAUACAACAGUAGUUCUUGGUACAUGUAGAUUUAUUGUAGCAAUUUAUGUUUGAUACUAUUAACAUGAAUUCGUGAAAUCAAGUGCUGUGAAUCAUUUCUUUUGUAGAUCAUGAGAAGGCAUGUGACAGAGUGAAGAUCUGCCUUAUUAUUCUGAAUAUUUAAAGAGAGCAGAUUAGGGUUAGUAAAGCAUUGCAAUCACC
Molecule: messenger RNA, 4122 nt
Organism: Eriocheir sinensis (Chinese mitten crab)
Lineage: Eukaryota; Metazoa; Arthropoda; Malacostraca; Decapoda; Varunidae
Gene: CPT2
Product: carnitine O-palmitoyltransferase 2, mitochondrial-like
Exons: 15
Coding region: 646-2664 (672 amino acids)
Biological process (GO): fatty acid beta-oxidation
Cellular component (GO): mitochondrion
Molecular function (GO): carnitine O-palmitoyltransferase activity
Source: RefSeq, a predicted model, not a curated record